AUGCAGCGCAGUUUAAUUCCAGGACACAACAACAACCGUCAUCUUACAGUCGAAGAACUCGAGAACAACAUUGAAGGACUGCCAAUUACGGACAACAAGCUUCAAGAACUCUUUGAUUCUCUUGACACGGAACAUAAUGGAUACCUCCCCAUUGAGGAAGUCAAGCAGUUUUACAAGUCUUUGGAGCACUAUGGACUGGAUCCCACUGAUGCAGAGGUAGUCAAUGAGAUCAAGAAGUAUGCAAAGAGUGAUGAUAACUUUAUGACUUAUGAUGAGUUCUGCUGUCUUAUGUUGAACUAUGCUCAGCAAUAA
Trypanosoma theileri is the source of this 312-nucleotide messenger RNA. RefSeq lists its product as uncharacterized. Bases 1 to 312 code for a protein of 103 amino acids. The transcript has a single exon. The record is from RefSeq and is a predicted model, not a curated record. Lineage: Eukaryota; Euglenozoa; Kinetoplastea; Trypanosomatida; Trypanosomatidae. Gene Ontology annotation, molecular function: calcium ion binding.